AUGCUCGGAGCAAACGAAGAACACCAGAUGAGCGAGGAAUAUGUCGUUGAAGAAACACUAGAAGAACUUCCACUUGAAAAUCAGACCGACUUUCUCGAUGAGGAGCCGGAAACCUCGAGCGAUUUUGGGGGUAUGGAUUCGGCAAUGUACAGUGCUAUCGUCGAGUUCAAGAAAUACGGCACCUACCCAACAUUCGCUCGUUCUAUGGAUACAAGAAGUUUGAGAAUUGCCAAUUGUCAUUGGAGAACAAAAUGCGCUCGUUUCAUGCUCUCCGAGUCCGACAACGAAACGUUACUAUAUUACAACCAAAAUAAUACUUCAGAUGAACCCAAAAUCGUGGUGAAAAAAGGUGAAGUGAAAAGAAUAAUCGAAAGAAUUCACGAACUGAUUGGUCAUCUUGGAAUGAAGAGAACCCAAUAUUCUGUGAUGCGCAAAUUAUACUGGCGAUCCGUCCGGCAGGAUGUUCGAAAUAUCGUCAAUUCCUGCGAAUUUUGCGUAAAUAAAAAGGUCGAAGGAAAGAAGAUUAUGAAGGCUCCUGUCGAUAUUAUGGGCGAUGAAUUCGAUUUAAGUAUUAUUAUUCGGAGUAUGGAGGAUAUUAUGCAGCAUGGAGGUGAUAGGCUGAUUUUCUCGCUAAAGGGUAUUGAUGAGCAUGAGGUGCGAAUGGCCGCGCAACAAAGGAUGACCACUUACACAUUUAAAGAAACAGCAACGGAUCGACCUGCUCGUUUACAGCAUACGUCAUUUCGUCGACAACCAUAUAUGAAGCGAUCUCGAUUUUCGUCAGCUUCAACUACAGGCUUCCUCCUGCCUUUCAAUGGUCCCGGCGAAUACUCAAAGAAGCAAAACAACUUCAUCGAAGUCUUUCACCACGACAUUCUACCCGCCAAUGACUUUGAAAACCUUGGUCCGCAAGAAGUGGGUAGCGGAGAAUUGAUAGAAGAAGUGAUUGAAGAGGUCAUCGAUGAUUCAGAUUUUGCGCAUGACCGGGAGCAAUGGAACGUUCCGGGGCCGAGUACAGCUCAGAAGCGCGUUGCUAAACGCGAUGCUAGAGAGUUGGCAAGGACGUCGGAGACCUCCGAGGCGAUUGAAACAGAAUAUUUGACGAUUGAUGUCUCUAACAAAUCACCAAGCCCUCCAAGAGUGCCGCCUGUUCAUAGAAAUAAAUUUGGAACCCACUUUGGCGGUGCUGGUGGCAGAUUUUGUGGAUCUCUUUCAGCACCGGAUAAACUUAUCUUUGAUGCAGGACAGCUGGUGAACAGUUAUGAGGAAGUGGCACAACGACCAGAAAUGUGCCCCCUGGCCCCGAUUAUGUUUCUUCCGAGCACCGAUGCUGAUGUGGUGAUGAUGCAGAAAGAACUACUGGAGCGACAGCGAAAAAUCCAAGUCCUCCAACAGGAACUUCUUCAAGCCCAAAUCGACAACCUCCACCGAAUAGAAAAUCCACAAGAUCGCUACGAAGAAGAACCGGCUCACGAUAGCAGC
Mesorhabditis spiculigera is the source of this 1482-nucleotide messenger RNA. The record is from the annotation of a GenBank genome assembly. NCBI's taxonomy places the organism in Eukaryota, Metazoa, Nematoda, Chromadorea, Rhabditida, Rhabditidae.